UCCCGCUGAAUUCGUUCAUUUUAAAUGGAAGAUGUUCGGCAUAACGUCGUUUAAUUCUUUCGGACAGGAAGAUCUGACCUGGCUGAUGGACCUACUGAAAAAAUGGAUGUAUCCAAAUAACUACCUAGGCAGUUUCUCAGAUUACACAACAUAUGCCUUGUGGCUGUUUGCACCAUGCAUACUCCUACUUUCACCGGUUUUAGUCAUUCUUGGCUUUAUUUACCUUUCUAACGGUCUCCUGCAUAUUUAUAAGAUAAAAAAUAUUUUAAAGGGAGAUGAUCAGAGCAAAUCAUGGGAAGAUGGAAGGAGGGCAGUUUCUUAUCUUUGGGAUAUGUAUGGCAGAGCUUGGCACGGUUAUGAGGUGCAUGGGAUGGAUAAAAUACCAGAAGGACCAGGACUUGUCGUAUUUUACCAUGGAGCUUUCCCUCUAGACUAUUACUACUUCGUAUCUAGACUUCAUUUACAAACAGGCAGAUUCUGUCACACAGUGGUUGAUUACCAUUUUUCCAAAAUACCAGGUAUAAAGUUGUUUUAUAAAGUGCAAGGACUUACACAUGAUGGAAGAGUGGAAUGUGUUGAAAUUAUGAAAAAUGGUUGCUUAUUAGGAGUCUUACCAGGUGGAGCCCGAGAAGCACUCUUUAGUGACGAGAAUUAUGGUCUCUUAUGGGGUAACCGCACAGGCUUUGCACAUGUGGCCAGAGAUGCAAAAGUGCCUGUCAUCCCUAUAUUUACAAAAAAUCUACGGGAAGGAUACAGAACCCUUGGAAAAAUAUGGCCAUUCAAGUGGCUAUAUGAACGUACCAGAUGGCCGAUUGUUCCUGUAUAUGGAGGAUUCCCAGUCAAAUUUUGCUCAUAUGUAGGAGAUCCUAUUCCUCAUGAUCCAAAUAUAACAGCUGAAGAACUAGCUGAAAAGAUAAAGACUGCAAUAAAAGAGCUCAGAGAUAAACACCAAAAAAUACCAGGAAGCAUACAAAGAGCUCUAUUGGAACGGUUUCAUAAAUAUCCAAAGGACAAUUAAUGGGAUACCUCUUUACAAAAUUAGGCAGUUUUCCUCUAAAACUUCAGUGGUUGUUUUUGUUUUAGUUUGCUUUUGAGAAAUCAUCACUCAAUAGGUUACAAAUUCAGCACACCUAUAUCAAAGCCAUAGAUGGAGUACCCUUCACUUGUUUAUCUCAGCAAGUUUGGAUGUGUGGGGCUACAACUCUUCUGCAGGCUAGUUGAAGAAGAACCUGUAUUUGCUGAUUUGGACUUUUUCAGACAAAUCAUAUCCAGAGAUGACCAGCUUUUUUUCAUGUGUUCACAGCAUUUUAAUAGCUUUGACAAAUUUAGUAUCUUGAAAUUUUUGCUUGAAUCCCUAAUUCUCUGACAACUCCAGAGUAAGUGAUGUUAAUAAUGUGCAACCUUUUAAAAAAGUUUUAUAUAAUGAUGAUCUAAUUAGAAAGCUCUUGUAGUGAACCUCCUAAUCAUUCCUAUUCCAAGGCAGAAACAAAAAUGUUACCAAACUCUUUACAAAGAACUACAUCCCAUCUGUCUGAAAUAUAUAAAGUUGACACAGUAAUUUCAGGAUUAAUUAUACUGUUCUGUCUUAAUUAGAACUGUUCUGUAGUUAUGAUUCUUCGUUCCAUAACUAAUGGUCUUUUGUUUAUGUCAAUUUUCCUCUGGUGAUAAGCAAUAUUGCUCAUGUGUGGUAUUGUAGGAAUGGCAUCUUUCAUUCCUGAGUAAAGUGCUCAAGAGAAUUGUUGCUGGCCAACCAGGCACUGUUGGAUAUAACUGAUUUUCUAGAUCAAAUGCAGUCAGAGAUGAAGGCUGACUUAACCCUGAAGUUCAGGGUCUUGAAGUGAGGACUUUUGAUGGGAGAAAGAUGGCUGUGUGUGCAUUUUAUUCUUCUUGAUUUCCCUGAAGCUUUCAGUAGCAGUGAGCAUGGUUGUCUUCUGGAGAGGUUGUCCAAAUCAGAGAUGGCCAGUUCUUUUAGUUAUGCUUAUACCUGGAUGGCAAAUCUUGAAGCUGGCAUUGAGAAAUCUGUACUCAGUUCCAUGGCGUUUAUGUUCCAGUUUCCCUUUGCUUUAUUCCCCCAAGGUGUUUUAGACUGGGCUCUUUUUAUCCAAAUAAUCAUCUCUUUCCACAUGAGCACAUCCAUUCCAUGAAGUUAUCAUAUAAGGGUAUUCCUGAAGUGCUGCUCCCCAUGAGAGAAAGAGCCUCUAGGAGUGGCUCUUUGAUGUGUAAUGUCCUCCUCAGAGAGGCCUGGCUGGUGUCUAAUGUAUUUUUAGCCUCAAGCAAGCAUCUUUUUGAUUUCCCAGACAUACUGUUAUGCUUCUGUUAUGGUUCUAUACUGUUUUAGCUUUAUGGACUUUAUUCCUUUGCCUUCACAUUUAAAUUCUUUUAAGUGUUUAUUUUUAUGUAUGAUAAGCUGAUUUAUGAUUUUUUAAAAUAGAAUUGUAUUGGUUGUAUUUUGUUGUUAUUGGGGUUUUGUUUGUUUUAAUUCCUAUAAGAUAUGUAUUCUAUACUAUGCAUUUUUACAUUUUUUGUGUUUUAAUUCCUGUAAACUAUCCAGAGAACUUCAGUUACUGGGCAGCAUAUAUAUUAUAUGUGUACAUGAAUAAAAUAAAUUCAGCUGGUGGA
Varanus komodoensis (Komodo dragon) is the source of this 2619-nucleotide messenger RNA. Its product is annotated as transmembrane protein 68-like. The record is from RefSeq and is a predicted model, not a curated record. The transcript has 6 exons. Lineage: Eukaryota; Metazoa; Chordata; Lepidosauria; Squamata; Varanidae. Gene Ontology annotation, molecular function: acyltransferase activity. Bases 32 to 1018 code for a protein of 328 amino acids. Gene Ontology annotation, cellular component: membrane.